Molecule: messenger RNA, 333 nt
Organism: Protopolystoma xenopodis
Lineage: Eukaryota; Metazoa; Platyhelminthes; Monogenea; Polystomatidea; Polystomatidae
Source: the annotation of a GenBank genome assembly
AUGGAGGAGUUCGAUGAAAGCGCUGGUCUGAUCUGUGCCAAAUGGGAUUUGGAAAUGCAUAAUCGCGGAAAAACCGAACAACAACAAGCCGCGAUUGAAGACUUCAUCCAGGCCAUGUUCUCUCAUGGAGCUCAAGGUUCAGCUGGCCUCAAACAGAUAGUUGAUGAGGUGAUCGAAAAGCAACUUAUCAGUCUCCUAGAGAUUGGCAAGGAGCAGACGUAUUUCAUUCAAGCUAUCCUGUCACGAUUGACUGAGCAGCUGGAACAGUUUUCUUCGGAGCUCAGCCAUCACGAGCCUCAACCCCUUGGCUCGAAAGCAAAUAUGAAGAGUUGA